Molecule: messenger RNA, 478 nt
Organism: Hibiscus syriacus
Lineage: Eukaryota; Viridiplantae; Streptophyta; Magnoliopsida; Malvales; Malvaceae
Product: histone H4
Exons: 1
Coding region: 64-375 (103 amino acids)
Biological process (GO): nucleosome assembly
Cellular component (GO): nucleosome
Molecular function (GO): protein heterodimerization activity; DNA binding; structural constituent of chromatin
Source: RefSeq, a predicted model, not a curated record
UAAAAGCAAACAAAAGUGCUUUGUAGGUAUUUUUGUAUUUUCCUUUGGUAUUUUAUCGGGAAAAUGUCGGGGCGUGGAAAGGGAGGCAAGGGAUUAGGAAAGGGAGGAGCCAAGAGGCAUCGGAAAGUGCUCCGGGAUAACAUUCAGGGUAUUACGAAGCCGGCGAUCAGAAGGCUGGCUCGUAGGGGUGGGGUAAAGAGAAUCAGCGGGUUGAUCUACGAGGAGACGCGCGGUGUUCUCAAGAUCUUUCUGGAAAAUGUGAUCCGGGAUGCCGUGACCUAUACGGAGCACGCUAGGCGGAAGACUGUGACGGCGAUGGAUGUUGUUUACGCUCUCAAGAGGCAGGGCAGGACUCUCUACGGUUUCGGUGGUUAGGAAUUUAUUGACUUGGUUCUGUAAUUCUCUCGCAAUUGUUUGUUGCAGGCUUUUGUUUAGUUAUUCUGUAAUCUUUAAUGAAAUGUCAUCCCAAAGUUUCAUG